UUUGCGCGGGGAGGUCUGAUUGCGCGGUAUAUUUUGUUUUUGUAGCUGUGUUUCGGUUUCGUAAGUCUGGAAAUUAGCAUGCUCUAAAACUAUUCUAGUAGACUUCCGUUCAGUUUUCAUUUCUUUGAAUACUUUAAAAAAAGUAAAAUCUAAUAAGGGAUUAUAUUUAUCCGAGACGUGAUAUUUCUUACGAAUGAUAAAUACAAUUAUUUAUUAAUUUUUUGUAGGAAAGAAUGGAAAAUAAUUUUGAACAGUGGUUAACAGCAAUUUGUUUUGAACAUGCAUGUAAGCAUGAGAUGUCGGCGACUGUAAAGUAUAUUCUUGAUGAUGAAGAUAUAGCAUCUAAAAUAUUACUUUGCUGCUCAAAGACUAAAAUUGAAAAUUCUGAAGCACCAGCAAUCAAACCCGUAUUUUUAUUAAUAUAUUUUCUUAGGAAAUUGCUUCAGUCAUUAGACAGUUUUGCUAAAGAAAAAAAGUAUUUUAAUAUUCUAUGGAAUCCCAGAGCAGUGACUUUAACUAUACAGUUAUUAGAAUCGAUCUACGUGAAGAAUAAUUUUAUAUCUCUGAAAAAAUAUUUUACUCUGAUUUCUGAACUAAAACUUCUUGAUUUAUUAAAUUUAAUCCAAGAAAAUGCUGAUUCCUCCCACAUAAUUCAGAAGCUUAAUAAGCAUUUUCCUCGAUGGAAUACUAGCUAUAAAUCACUUAUUGAAAAAGAUUACUCUAUUGAAAACCCAAAAAUUCUUGUCAAAGUUGAAGAAAGUCAUACACAGUGCCGUAGAUUAGUCUUAAAACUUGCUGUAGACCAAGUGUACCGAAGAAAUUACAUGUUGGAAGAAUAUUCAAAUGAUGUGGAGAAACUGAUUUCAGAAUCCAAACUAUACAUAACAGAUGUAAUUACAAGUUUCAUAAAGCAUGCUGGUUCAUCUGUAUUAGAAAGGGUUAUGAGUGGAGAUGAUGAUCUGUGUCAGUCUGCUAGUUUUGAAAUGCAAUUGCUUCUAGAUUAUUUCCAAGAUGACAUGUCUGAUGAAGAAUUACUGAAGCUUCUCCAAGAUCUUAAACCAACUAUGCAUUCACAGCCAACUUGUGGUUUAGUAUCAUGUCUUAGGCCAAUAGAUACAAUGAGUGAAAUGACUGAUUCAUGCCCUGAAAUGGAUACCGAAGAAAGCUCUGAAGAUGAAAGUUCACAAAGCAUUGGAACUCCCAAGUCUUUCAUGUCUGCAUUACCAAGAGACACUCCUAGAAGCUGAGGAGGUACAACACUGUUUGUAUUGCUAGUGGAUGUCAAUGAAUAUUUCCUGUUGCUGUAUUGAAAUUCAUGCAUUAAAAACUGUUGUUUAGAUCAUAUAUUCAAA
Stegodyphus dumicola is the source of this 1352-nucleotide messenger RNA. RefSeq lists its product as uncharacterized. The record is from RefSeq and is a predicted model, not a curated record. Lineage: Eukaryota; Metazoa; Arthropoda; Arachnida; Araneae; Eresidae.